Messenger RNA from Zalophus californianus (California sea lion), 1270 nucleotides. RefSeq names its product citrate synthase lysine methyltransferase (gene CSKMT). Lineage: Eukaryota; Metazoa; Chordata; Mammalia; Carnivora; Otariidae. The record is from RefSeq and is a predicted model, not a curated record. The transcript has 3 exons. The coding region runs from base 144 to 1259 and encodes 371 amino acids.
CUCUACGCGUCUUUUGCGGGACGGCGGUAGGAGAGGUACGCUAAGCGGGUUGCUCGAGGUGGGUGCCAGGGUGGGGUUCUGGGCGAGGCCUACGCACCCUCCUUUUCUUGGCGGGGGUCGGGUGUGCGGUCCCGGUCCCCGUAAUGUACGGAGGCAGAGGGAAAGGGCUCCGGCCCCCUCGGCGUCAUGUCUUCGGUGCCCGCGGCUUCUGGUCCGCCGGUUCUAUCCUCAGACGCCGGGACACGGGCUCCGAGAAGCGUGACGGAACCACGGUUCUGCAGGCUCCUCUCUGGUGUGCUAAUUUAGCCUUCUCCUUUGAUUUCAGGUCCUUGGAACCGUCCCUGGAGCCGGAGCUGUCGUGUCCCCUCCUCUUUUCACUGCCCGUUGCAAUCAAUAAAGGCCGUUCUACCCUAGUAGGCUCCUGCGGGAGUGCGGGCGACAUUUCGCAGAAGGUUCUCUGGCCGACCUUGCCGGGAUUUCCAGAUGGCCGCGCUGCGCCGAACCCUCCACGUGGCGACCCUGGCGGCUGGGGCGCGCCGCGCUUUGGCGGGAUUUGGAUGGAACUUGGGCGCUGGGUGACACACGUACUCCACUCGUCCACAGGCUCCCUGGCUGGUAGCUGCCUGGCCGACCGUCGCCUCUGGGAUAAGCUCCAUGCCGAUGCCGGUAGGGGCAGCGUCCCCACGUUCGAUUGGUUCUUUGGGUAUGAGGAAGCCCAGGGGUUGCUACUUCCGCUGCUGCUGGAGUCAGGGGCUGCCUGCCCACCAAGGGUGUUGGACGUGGGCUGUGGGACCUCCAGCCUGUGUACAGGCCUCUACACCAAGUGCCCACAUCCCGUGGAUGUGCUGGGGGUGGACUUCUCUCCUGUGGCUGUUGCCCACAUGAAGAGUCUCCUGGAAGGUGGUCAAGGCCAAACACCCCUCUGUCCUGGGCAUCCUGCUUCCCAACUCCACUUCAUGCAGGCUAAUGCCCAGAAUCUGGAGCCAGUGGCUUCCUCAGGCUCCUUCCAGCUAGUGCUGGAUAAGGGCACCUGGGAUGCUAUUUCCCGAGGUGGUCUGCCGGGGGCUUACCAGCUUCUGUCAGAGUGCCUCAGGGUCCUAAGCCCCCAGGGGACCCUGGUUCAGUUCUCAGAUGAGGACCCUGAUGUGCGGCUGCCUUGCCUGGAGCAAGGGUCCCCAGGCUGGACUGUGACUGUGCAGGAGCUAGGCCCUUUUGGGGGCAUCACCUACUUUGCUUACUUGGUUCAAGGCUCUCAUUAAAGACUUCAGCC